GGAAGACAUUCUAGAUGCGGCGAUCGAGAUGCUACCAGGUGAUGCCUUCGCCAUUGUUCUGUUGAUGGACCAUGAUCUGUACGAGGACGAGGAUGAUGACUUCUGUUGCGGGCGGGCGUACGGAGGUAGCCGAGUUGCGGUCGUCUCCACGGCAAGAUAUCACCCGGUGCUGGAUGAGUUCGCUGGCAUCGACUAUUCCCAUAUGUGGCCUGCUUCCCAUUGCAAGACGUAUGCAGAUGGCCUGUGUGCCGGGAAAGGCCUGAAGGUCACGACUAGUGGUUCCGGAGUUCCAUCAAGUUCUGCGUCGCCCCUGCGCAGGGCCAUUGAUGCAGCAAGUCGGACGAACCCUAAUUUGGCCGCGGAAGACCACAGAGCACUCUGGUUUUCCCGCCUUGCUCGAACUGUGGUCCACGAACUUGGACAUUGCUUGGGGAUGGGUCAUUGCACCUACUAUGCCUGUGUCAUGCAGGGCACCUCUGGAAUGGCCGAAGACGUCCGGCAGCCGCCGUAUCUCUGUCCGGUGCGUCUGGCUAAAAUCACACAUGCGGUUGCAGGGGAGUUGGGUUGUGGUAGCGACACGGAGAAGGCUCGGUACGUGAAGGCCAGGUAUGACGGUUUGGCCGACUUCUGCGGUCGCUGGCAGCAUGUCGGUAUGUUUGCAGGGUACGAGGCUUGGCUGCGUGCGAGGUUGGAAGACCUUAGCUCGAGUGAGAAGUGAAGGCGCGGUGCAGAGUGUUCGAGUUCUUUUCUGAUGGGUUGCCUCUGGGAGGUACCGCCACAUUGGGCUUUCGAGUGCAAUGCGACGAUCCCAAACACAGCUUCAUUGGAAACAGUAGAACCCAGAUGAAGUCACACAAGAGAAACGUCAGUGAUUGGUGUUCUGGCACCUGCUGGCAGUCUUAUCCGUUGAUGCAAGAAAAGCUUUGAUACUGGCAGAUCAGCUCGAGUAUAAAGAAUAUCGGAGACACAGCGGAGCCAUGU
This is a messenger RNA of Pseudomassariella vexata, 981 nucleotides long. RefSeq lists its product as uncharacterized. Gene Ontology annotation, biological process: proteolysis. The transcript has a single exon. Gene Ontology annotation, molecular function: metallopeptidase activity. NCBI's taxonomy places the organism in Eukaryota, Fungi, Ascomycota, Sordariomycetes, Amphisphaeriales, Pseudomassariaceae. The record is from RefSeq and is a predicted model, not a curated record. Bases 29 to 718 code for a protein of 229 amino acids.